GGAGAGCGAGCAGCGGCGCGAAAUUCAAAAAGCCUAAAUUUACACCUACACUACUUGAACGAAUAAAACGAACUGAACAGAAGGAGAGAUGGAAAUCCCCAGGGGAUAUUUUCGGCGCCGAAAGAAUGGCAAAGUUUGACGCGUAACUUUCUAUACCCGGCAAAAUUUUUGAUGGAGGCUUGUCAGCGUGCUUGGUUUUCCAGGAGUAAAAUUUCACUCCUGUGGGUGAUAAUGGCAGUUUUUCGUUGCUCCCACUGGAUCGAUGUCUUCGCGGGGAUGAGAUUGCUUAAACUUUUCCGGGAUGAUCACUCGCGGAAAGAAAAAGAAAGAAAGGUAUAGGUUAAUGAUUUUUUGUGGAAAAAGGCUCGGCUGGGAUAUUGAAAAUCUUGGAAAUUAAAAUCCGCUGCGCGGCUGAAACGUUAUUCGAAAGGCCGAGAAGUAAGUAAUUUUCUUAAGAGGCCAGAAUGAAAAUUAUCCCAUAGCUGUGAGGCUCUUCAAAGGAAACACAUCAAAGCUUCUGAUCGUAAGUAGAGAAAAGAUAUGAACAUAAUUUGUCUCACUGAACAGCAUUUGAUAACUUAAUAACUCAAUUCGACAUUUAAUUUAGAUAACAAUUAAAAAUUUAAAAGAACCACUCUAUAGCACUUUAAAUGAGCCUCCAAUUUUAACCGACUCUUGGUAAAUUUCAAUCCCUCCGAAACUCCACUCUUUCACUCUAUUAACAGCCUUCACCCCAAUUACCCUUCGAAAAACCGGCCCUCUCUCUCUCUCUCUCUCUCUCUCUCUCGCUCUCUCCAAACCCAUCCAUCCACCCCCGCCAUCAUAAACAAACGCAUCUACCCCUCUAUUUCCCAAAGAGACAGCUAAUCCGAUUCUUAAUCCUCGCCCCCACUUUCCCCCUCAUACUAUAUAUACCUUACGAAAAAAGAAGAGAAGACAACGCUGGAAUCCUUAUCAGGCAAGAAUAAGGCAGAGAGGCAGGGAUGUAUGGAGGGAGGGUGAAAGAGAGAGAGAGAGAGAGAGGGAGCGCACGUGUGCGCGCGUCUUCUCGAGGGUGGGGGUGGCGGCGGCGGUAGUAGUAGUAGAAGCGAGAGAGAGAAUGCUACUGGGAAGAUGCAGCCGCAGACGCCGCCGAGCUGCUGCCCUAUUCGCGCGCGUCAACGCAGUGCGGCCGCUUUCUCUCGGAUACUUCGGGCUUAUAUAUUGAUAGAUUUUUCGCUUGUGCCGAGAGUUCAGUGCGUUGAUACGUGAUUGUGAUUUUGAUUUUUCGAGGGAGAAACGUGGAGCUCUACUGUGACAUUCUCUUGAUUUUUUUUUCUGUUCAAAAAACGUAAUAAUCGUGCGACGUAUCAUUUGAAGGAUCAUCGAGAUUCUAAAAAGCGAAGGUGCUUGACGAGUUUUGCCCGUGAAGUUUUUAAUUUCUCGAAUAUUCAUUUGAAUAAAUUUGAAUGAGAAAACCAAAAAUUUCAAAUUAAAAUCGGCUUGAAGAUCGCGAUGUACGCGGUAAUAUAAAAGUACAGCGAGAUCGAAAGGUUGAAGAUUUUCAGCCAUGCACAGAGGUUAAUACCGCUCGCAAGUUCGGAUUACACUUAGAACACAGUGCCAUUCAGCCGUAUAGUAACCGACGGAUAAGCUCGGAAAGCUUUUGUUGGGUAUUUGAAUAAUUCCGCAAUAAUGCUAUGACAGUGAAAAAAAACAGAGGAAGAAGUUCUCGGUUGCAUGGACACUUUCCUUUCACGUGUUCCAGUAGGGCUCCACAACGUCAGAAUUAAUUUCGCUGCCUCAACAGUGUGCAAAGUGAAAGGAAAAAUCAUGUGCAAGUGCCUCUCUAUGAAUUUCACGUGAAGAUAGAGAGAAGUGCUGUGCCAAGUUCCGCAAGAUCUCGUCAUGGAAUCUCGUAUUGUCUAACCGUAAAAACCAUGAUCUAUAGGCGUUUGUAAGUCUGGGAAAUUUUAAACAAAUCUGCUAACUACUUUGAAUUAGUGCUAUGAGGACUAGCCGAAUCACGAACAAAACGAAAAAUUUUUUAAUAAUAGCUUCGCUGAAAAUUCCAUAGUAGAGUAACGCUAGAUUAAAAUAUACUAAGCCGUAAUGAACUCACGAAAUAAAACAAAAAUACAUAAAUAAUAAACCUGUAUAAAUCCUCGACCUUCUCUACAGCACUCGAUGAAUAAAUAAAAAAAAGAGCGAGAGCAACUGAAGUACCGAAUUCAAUGAGCUCGCACUGCUAUAAAUAAUCGCGUUGAUAUAUAAAAUACGGAAAAGGAGUGAGCGCUCGACAAUAAUGGAUAUGCUAAUCCGGAUUUGCGCUGGCUGGUGCGCAAGCUCGCGCGCCCAGAAAAAAAGUCCUUAAAUCGCGUUACUAAAUAUCCCUCUGGCAAGCUGCGGUUUGCUCCAUUCGCGCUAAAACGAUCAAGUUCGAGAAGUAAAGGGAUUUCCUAAGCGAAACCCUCGAUCACUUUAUUAUUAUAGUCAAUAAAAAUAUAGAGUACGCAAAUCAGUGGAAAAUACAGGCAUUGGUCAGACGAUCGUUGCCAUUGAUCGAUGCGAGAGGGGAUAACCCAUACAGUGCGCGCUUCAUUGUCCACACUUUGAAUGCAUAUUUCGAAACUUUUACGGUAUGGGUCAGUAGGUGAAUUGCUUCCGCGCGGGAAAACGACUGUUUUCGAGAGCGAGCUGGUAUGAUUGUAUGCAAAAUUUAAUUGGAUCCGAGAUUUUUGAGCGAAUGCCGAAACUGAUUUUCUUUUUCUGACAAUAUUCUACUUUUGUUCAGCAUUUUAGGUCAAAAUAUUAGAGACAAUUUCAGCGACACUGUAAAUCUUUUCCGUACACUGCUUAUAUGACGUUCCGUAGCAGAAACAUCGUUUGCAAUUAGUGCACCGCAAUGAAGGAAUACACCGAAAUACUUCCCUCUAAUUAUCCGUCCAGCACUUCUCACAUUAACGCGACCAUAAAUCAGCGGGAAAAUCCCUCCCGCAGCACAUUACGAGAAAAGGUAUAAUAUUGCAGGUACGUGCAGAUCAGCAGUCUCGAACCACAUCUCAUCUCUCGAGAAAAAAAAAUAAAGCGCGGACGGUCGUUUUUAUCUAACUAAAAGUUGGCUUAUAAAAUAAAUCGACGACGAAGUAAGUGUGGGGAGAGGAAGUCGCGUCCCAGAGGAGGAGCCGCGAAGACGUCACCAGAGAAGAAUAAUACCCACUACUCCUUCUCUCCCUUUUCGACCCUUCGACUCGAUCAGAUAUAACAGACGCGCAGGUCGAUAUCCAAUCAGAUAAGGCGUAUUCUCCGAGCCGAUCCGUUAUCGCAAUGAUAUCAUGUGCUACGCGCUCUCUCUGUAGUGAGACUAGUCCUAACUGCCGGAGAGAUGGUCUGACUACUGCGGGAUAGGUUAUUUAUACUGUAGGAGAAAGCGCUCGAGAGAGAGAGAGAGAGAGAGAGGUGGCGCUAUACUGCUGGCAAGGCAUCAAGCUUUUUACUGCGUUUUUCCUAUCGGUGCGUAUUAUAUAUACGUUGACGUCGCGCAAAAAAUGACACAGUUAUGCCGGGCCGCAGAAUAAAACAAGAUCGAAGCUUGCAAUUUGAGAAGAGGGAUGUGUGUGUGUGUAAGGGAUGAAUCUAAUGAUUUUUUAAGUGAUCGAUAAGAUUCGAGGCCGGUCGCGAGAGACAAAAACAGCCGCACGUGCUAGUCAGCAGUUUUUCGAAGAGAGUGAAAAUAGUUUUGCUAAAGAGAGACGGGGACUUGAUACACGAUCAAACUACUUUUCCGCGUAAAAAGCUGGCGCGCGAAAUAUAAAUGCAGUCUAUAUACAUAUGGUAGCUUGCAAAAGUUGUCGUUUCUCACGCGAAAACGCCCGCAGCGCCCACUUUCCUUUGCAAAACUCGAAACCGGAAUGUAAGAAGUUUGCGUUAAAGCGCACGAUACGUGCGCGUAUUCGCAGCAUCUGCCCAGCAUAUUUACAAAAUUUUUCCAUCAUGGCAAAAACUUUGGGCAUUUGAACACUAGCUCGAAUAGAUCCAUUGUUGUAGACAAAACACCAUUGAAACCCAGUAAGGAACUCACUACCACUCUUCUUCCAAAUUUCAUUCGAUGUCUAUAUAAUACAAAAGAUCCCUAAACACGGCUUCCGGCACGCUCUCGGUUUUUCGUGCGGAUAAUUUCAGGCUAACAAGGCGCGUAAAUAUAGGUAGGCAUACACUAUAGGAGGCAUCGCUCCGUACAGCAUAGAUACAUGUAUAUCCGUGCACGUCGAUCGCUGCAAAAAGCUUCCCCGACGAGAGGGAUAGCAGGGGAGCAACUUGGCACGAUGCCUCAUCGAAUAUGCACCUCUCCGCGCCCGGAUGUAUCCUCGUAUAGUGGGUGUAGUGUAUUCGGGAGAAAGAAGAGGCUGUCGAAAGGAUGCCGGAUUGGUGUAUACACAAGAUAAAUUAUUUAUCAAAUGCGAGCCGGGCUGGCGUUGUUUGCCUUGCAAGACGAGGAACUGCCGAUGCGUUAAUAUACUUAUAUGCUUGUUAGGUUGGGGUUCGAUUUACUAGGGCAAGGUGAUAAUUACACCGUUUAACGAUUUGUUCUAGGAUACUCUCUACAAUUAUUCUCAUUUUAAUUUUUUCAUCAAUGUGAAGUAAGAUGAUCACACCUUACGUAUCGAAUAUUUAAAAUAAUUUAACCCUCACCUCGAAAAAAACUAACAAGCCAAGCAAAAAAAAUCGAUCCAUGCCUUGCAACCAAUUAGCCCCAGGGUCGAGAUGACUUUGUUCCUCUCUAUCCCAAUACACCCGACCCUCCAUACUAUGUAACAAACUUUCAUUUGGAUCGGACAACCACUCGACGGCACUACUCCACCCAAUCCAACCCCCAGCUGAACCCACAGCCCUCACACACACACAUGCAAACCUGCGCCAAUUUUUAUUCUCUCAGCACUUCUUGACUCGUCACAGCUACACGACACAUGUAUACAUAUGUACGCAAAAGUUUGGCGAAUGUGUGUCGAUAGCGAAAUUUUUAUCGGUCGCAACUUACGCUCCGAUACGUCCUGGCCUCAUAUAAUGGACAGACGCGAUGCCGUGUUAGAAAUUACACGAGUCAGUUGUUGGCGGGAGUUUCGAGGGCGACAAGGAUGUGGUCUAUUUGGCUUUUCGGACGGCUUGAUUUCGAAUUCAUGGCGAGUAUAUGUGCUUAUUACGAUGCGGAGCUAUACGCUGCAGCUCAAUCGGUGUAAUGAAAUUAGGUAUGAUCGAAAGCGAGAAAAGCAGCUUAUAAAGGCUGUUUUCGAUAACGAGAUUAGAGGUGUAUACUUACAUCACCAUUCUUUAUGCAUAUAGCUUAUCAUAAUCGCUAGUUAUGCUGAUCUCGUUGUAGUUGAAUUCUCCAAAAUCUUUCUUUUGGCGAUGUAAUGUAGCCUGAAGCGAGGAACAAACGCGUGAAAUUCCAAACAAGCGAAUCAGCGCAAAUAUUCACAUCAGCAUUUUCCGCGAAAAAUUCGCAGUCAACAGCAUCGGCGAAUCGAGCUUGAAAAAUUUCAAACACCGACUCCGUAAUGCGCGAACAAUAUACACGCAGAGAGCUAUGCUCACAGACCUAUAAAAAUCAAUCGAACGCAAUCAGUCGAUCGCUUGCCUGUACGCAUUAAAAUUCAAACGCUUUCAAACAAACAGACACUAACUCCCCCAUUUCUGCAAGUGGAUGUAUGUAUGGACACGAGGAAAAAUUUUACAGGAUAGAAAUCAGUUUCCGUAUACAUAGGUCGCGUCGAGCGUCGCGCAAUAAAACGCUACUCGCAACACGGAUUUCAUUUAAAUCGCUUCGACCUUUCUUUUUGGCUUCGGUCAAAAAUUUUACUCGACAUCCUAUAUUGGCCAGAUGGAGACAAGCGACUUAUCGCCUACGGGUGUAUGUGUGUACAUCGUAAAAAUGAAAAGGGAUUUUUCAUGGCUGCGCGAGCAUAAGCUAUGCUGCUUUAUUGAAAGAGGGAUACGGCUUUGGAUUUUUAAUUUCGACGUAUACUAUUGCUGGGAUAUUGCGACCCGUUGGCUAUAUUUGUUUUAAAAUUUAUAUCGAUAUGCAGGAAAACGUAUUACAGGAAUUUUCAAAAUUUAAAUUCAGUUUAUAUAUCGAUCGGUGUAUAUACCUGCAAGCAAUAUAAAAUUCAACGGGUAAAAUCGGACGUCCAGAAAAACCAGGCGAGUUCACUAAACAAACAAACGACUCUAUACACGGCUAUUAAACUUUUUACGGGCAUCCCGACUGUCUGCGACGAGAUUGAUCGCGGCAUCCGGAAGUUGCAACGUUUAUUGUACCUCAUCUCUGCGUAUACAUGUACAUACGACGCUCGACAUUUCGACCCUACGUUGCGGCCGCAUUAGCGGCUUUACAUAAUAACCGACAGGUCCAUAUAGGACGAUUUGCAUUCGAAUUUUCGAAUAAUCCUCGAGAUUUUGCGGGAAACCAAAAGACGUAUAGUGUUUUGUCUUAAUUAGCGGCGAAAGCACGCGGUGAAUACAAUAGUUCGAUGUUAUUUAUUGAGGGGAAGAAAUCGCGGGGAUGUAUGUACAUGGGGUUGAAAUGCGCUGAUAAUUUUAUGCUUCAAAGUCGGCGCUGACGCGAGGGUGAAAUGGAUUAUAUAACGAGGCCGCGUUAUGGUUGGAGUAGAAGUAAAUCAAUCGGAAGUAUUGUGUUAUAAUUCAUGACCAGCAUCCGCAGAACAUUAAUUUUCCCAUUGAAAUUGUUUCCGUGAAUUUUCUAGUUACUCUGAUUGCAAAUCAUCGCAAAUGAAAUAACGCGCAUAGCUUCAAUACUGUUUGCUUAAUACUCCUAAGCCUCGCGAAAGAGAACGGACGCCUCGGAAAAAACAAAAGCAACGCUAACUACUGUAUCUUCGCUUUUCAAUCCAAAGCAAAUCAGACAGUGUACAUUGUCUAACUUCCCGGAAGAUUCAGCUAAGCGCGACCUGAGCCUCUUCCUCUUCUCUUAGGAGAAAAGCCAACGUGGCGCCGCGAUAAGAGCAACGCGCGAGCGCGCGACUGUAUAACUUUUUAAUCCAAUGAGGCCGAAGCGGAGGCAAAACGUAGGUAUACUGCUCUCGGGGAAAAAGAUUAGAGAGGGUACGUGUAAGACGUUGUUGGGGUUCAAUAUGCUGAGUGAAUGUGCGACGGAGACAGGCCAGGAAAUUUCUUUCCUAUAAAUAUACUUGAUUAUUUUUUGUAGAGCUUGCGUUAAGUUUUUCUUUUCCCGGCGAUUGGGAUGCUUGCCUGCUGUAUUUUAGUGUAAUUUACUGAUAUUUGUGAUAUUUAUGAUAUUUGUGUAUAUUUAUGCAAUGAUAACACGAGUAUUCGAGAAAUAAAUGUAUGAAACUUUGGAGAUUUAUUUUUUAAUCGGUUUUGAAAAUUUGCAGUCACGUCAAAAACUUGUGAACGCGCAGAAGACUCAUUGAAUUUCUGAAAAAACGUCCGAAACGUCAAUUUGACAAACAACAGCAACCGAGUUAUUCCGAAACCCUUCAUCACCCAAAUUCACAACAGUCAAACAAGUGUUAGACACGCACUAUUUAUCAACUUGUAGCUUCCAAAAAAAAACUAAGAAACAAUAUCUCUUUUCGCAAAGAAACAAAUAUAUAUGUAUAGGCGUGAUAACCGCUGGUCGAAAAGUGGAGCAGCGCCGCGCCGCUGACAAUCCCCUUAAAAAGAUUACGGAUAUGUGCAUCAUAAACGACUAACGAGAUAACUGCAGCGCAUUCCUUCCCUUCCGACACUAAAAACCCAGAGACCAUACACACAGUGGAUAAACAAAACUGCGCCGAGUAAACUCCUUCUCUCGCUUUUUUUUCGACUGUGUCUGUCCUUUGUGACGUGCUUUUCAACGCGAUUGUGUAUGUACAUAGACGUAUACAGGUAUAUAGGGAACGAGCUGAAACAUGUGACGAAGAGAAAGAACGACAAGUUUGCCCGCGCUGCUUUCUGCAAUAAAUUUGACGACGUAAUUCGGAAUGAAAAGGCGGAGAUGAAAAACAGUAUAGCGUUAGUGCAGGUGGCGUCUGUUUGUUCGCAUCAGGAGUACUGGCUAUGUAUAGGUAUACUAGGAAUUUUUAUUUAUCACCGGAAGAGUAUACGGUGACGGACGUAUAAAUUAGCAUAUAUAUCUCCUAAUUGCGAGCUCCUGUUGCAUUUUAAAUACAGCCUACUUCGCGAGCUGUAUGUAUCUAUACGAGUGUAAGUUAAACUUGCCGAGACACACGGUUAAAGCGCGGGGUGGGGGAGAGCAAGUUGACGCGCCGGCAAAAAGUUUGGGACGCGCGGAAUUUAUUAUUCUUCGCGCGCGGCAUUUGUUUCACUGUGAUGCAUUGUUGGGAGGAGGGAUUUCUUCUUGACUAAUGCGAGACGUGGAAGGCGAGAAUAUACCUAAGGAGACAUAAAUCUCGGAUUGCUCGGCUGUGGCGUGGAGAGAAAGAUUUUGGACAGUAAGAAUUAUUUGCAUUUUUUUUGUGGAAUGUGAUGACGAACGCGUAAAUUGACAAAUAAACUUCUGCAGCUUGAUCGAUGUUUAAUACAUAAAUUAUAAUUGAAAACGCUAAAGUAAUCGAAAUAAUUUAAACGUAUUUUAAACGUAUCGCCCAUUAAAAGCUUGAAUAAGCAUAAAAAACGCGAGUAACGGCUAGCUCUACACUAUUGUAAUAUCAGAGAGAGAGAUAGGCAAAACUCCGAUACAAUACACUAGAGCUAACUGAACGUACUAAUAACUUCUGACGUGCAGAAAAGUGCAAAAAUUGCAUCGCUGCCAAGUCAAUCAGGCUCUGAGAGGCACUAGUGGCCUUCGAAAGAGCUGAAUAAGAACACCUUAAGAUCGCGGCAUCGAUUGUCGCGCUUAAGCUUUCAAAAUUGCGCGAAAAAAAUCAGUCACCCUGUCGAACCUGAGCGUCGGUGGCGGAAAAAUGACGCGAAGCGAGCUGGACAGCAACGAGGGCGACGAGCGUCUCCGUCGUCUGUCGAUCUCGGUGGUGCGGACACUGUGGGGCGAUCACGAGGGCCGUUGCAAUAACAAGGCGUGUGUGCUGUGCUUGGCGGCACGCGAAGACGAGCAACGUCGAGCUGCCGGGGCUGGACACUCGGCCAUGACGAUGUCGAGCUACCGGGCCCAUGAUCCGCCCGACCACACCUGAGACCACGAGAAUGAGCACGCUAGAAAGUCAAGCCAAGAUUCAACAGAAUCGUGUUCAGCCGUCUUUGGGAAUAUCGACUCAAUACUGCGGAAGCCGGCGUCGACCCUCUCGAUCCCCGGGGCGAUGAAGAGCAGCAGCAUGGGCGGCGGUGGUGGCUGCGGCUCUGUCGGCGAGGACGCGGCGAUCGCCCUGGUGGGUGUGCACUCGGACGGCUAUGGUCGUCCCGGCGGUUGCGCCGGGGCCGGCAUGGACGAGCGCACCCUCUCCCAGGGGGGCGUGCCGGGCGGCAUGGGCAAGGGCACCUCCGGCAGCAUCGGCGCGGCGAGCAAACACAAGCCCAAUGUCGGCUACAGGCUCGGCAGACGAAAGGCCCUCUUCGAAAAGAGAAAACGCAUCAGCGACUACGCCCUCGUCAUGGGCAUGUUCGGCAUCAUCGUCAUGGUCAUCGAGAACGAACUGUCCAGCGCCGGGGUCUACACGAAGGCCUCUUUCUACUCGACUGCUCUGAAAACCCUGAUCUCUGUGUCGACUGUGAUACUCCUUGGCCUCAUAUUUGCUUACCACGCUUUGGAAGUUCAGUUAUUCAUGAUCGAUAACUGCGCGGAUGACUGGCGGAUCGCUAUGACGUGGCAACGUAUAACGCAGAUCUCGCUCGAGCUGGCGAUCUGCGCGGUGCACCCGAUCCCAGGCGAGUACUACUUCCUGUGGACGACGAAACUGGCCAAUAAGGGCGGUGACAUCGGCUCCAAGUGGGUGCCCUACGACGUGACGCUCUCGCUGCCGAUGUUCCUGAGACUCUACCUCAUAUGCCGAGUGAUGCUGCUGCACUCGAAGCUCUUCACCGACGCCUCGUCUAGGAGCAUCGGCGCCUUGAAUCGCAUCAACUUCAACACGAGAUUCGUGUUGAAGACAUUGAUGACGAUAUGCCCGGGUACCGUGCUGCUGGUCUUCAUGGUCUCGCUGUGGAUCAUCGCCUCUUGGACGCUCAGACAAUGCGAAAGGUUUCAUGACGAGGAGCACGCGAACCUGCUCAACGCCAUGUGGCUCAUCGCCAUCACCUUCCUCAGCGUUGGCUUCGGCGACAUCGUACCCAAUACGUACUGCGGCCGCGGUAUCGCCGUCUCUACAGGCAUGAUGGGCGCCGGCUGCACGGCUCUUCUCGUCGCGGUUGUAUCGAGGAAGCUAGAGCUGACGAGGGCCGAGAAGCACGUUCACAAUUUCAUGAUGGACACGCAGCUGACAAAGAGGCUGAAGAACGCGGCAGCGAACGUGCUGCGCGAAACGUGGCUCAUCUACAAGCACACGCGGCUGGUAAAGCGAGUCAAUCCCGGCCGCGUUCGUACCCAUCAGCGCAAAUUUCUCCUGGCCAUUUACGCAUUGCGGAAGGUCAAAAUGGACCAGCGGAAACUCAUGGAUAACGCCAACACGAUAACGGAUAUGGCCAAGACGCAAAACACGGUGUACGAGAUAGUCUCGGACAUGAGCACGCGUCAGGACGCGCUGGAGGAGCGUCUGGUCGGUCUGGAGGAGAAGCUGACGUCGCUACAGGAGCAGCUGGAGAUGCUACCGGAAGCCUUGACGCGCUGCAUGGCCCAGCACGCCGAGCGCCUGGAGCAGAGGCGGAACUUCCUGCACCCGGACACGGCAGCCGGGAGCCUCGCACCUACUCCAGCGAGCGGCGUAGCUUCGGCGGGUCCGCUGCUAGGUGGCACCAUGGUGAGCUCGACCUCCACAGGCGCGAGCUUUCCAGGCUUCGCAGGUAUCGGGGCCAGCGGCUCGAUUCUCGGGCCCACUCCCCUCCAGCAGCAGCAACAGCAUCAGCAGCAACUGGUGAACGUGAGUGGCUCUGGCGCCAACACUCUGCUGCCGCACUCGCGAAGUGUCCCGAGCGGACCGAGCACAGUGUCGCUGCAUCCGUGGCCGGCCUCGCCAGUGCUGCCGCCUGUCUCAAGUCGGACUCCCCACCUGGUGCCUGAGACCGGCACUGGCAGGCAACAACAGUCAUCGCAGCAGCCGAGCACCUCACAGUCGUCCUCGCGGCUCUCCUCGCAGCAGCAGCAGUCUGGACUCUCAGGUCUGGGCAACAGUCAAGGCUCGGACUCGUCACCACACAGCUGAGCCUCGUCUCUGCAGCCGCAGCACUCUUAUUGAGCCCGGGGCGAACUUCGUCGUACUCCUUGCGCGAUCCGGGUCCAACUACCUAUUAUAUACAUAUUACUAUACUAAUCACUCGGUGCGCGAUCUUGUUCUGGUCGUGCGAUUCUUGUUGCUCUGAAAAACGUUCUUCCCAUUCUAUAAGGUCUUUUCUCGUAUUCAAUAUCCCCUGUAUCUUCAAGUUUUACUUUUGCAUAUCUUUGAUUGACCGCAGUGGACUGGCGAUAUUUUUCCGAAUCUUGGGAUUCCCCGAACAGAGUUUUAAUUCUUGUGAUAUUAAGUUGGUAUCACUGCGUUGUCUAACUCUGGUGUUUAUUUGGUUCUUUAUCUAAACUGAUGAGGAUCGGCAAUUCACUGUGCUCACUUCUAUCCCUUUCAUACAUGUUUCAAUACUUAUUUCCCAAUCAAUAGACACGGCGAUAUGUCACAAAGAAAAGUAUACAUGAAGAGAAUAGUGUACAUAAUCGUUGAUUUCGUAGAUUUUUUUAGAAUUUUACUUACAAGAAUAGCUACCGUAAGAAGCUUUAUAUACUAUACCAUUAACGGCCUUUAACGUAGAAUUUUAUUAUUAUUAGUAUUAAUUAGUACGCACCGAAUUUAUUAGAAUUUUUUCACGAUAAACUUUUCUGUGUGCAUAUAUCCGCUAUGCCAGUUUCCGUACUCUAUUUUUUUCUACAUCGCAAGGCAAAGGUUAUUACAAUUAUAAAGUCUCAUAUAUCAUGUUUCUCAUUAUUUUUACUUGUUUAUUUCACGUUUAAAGUCCCUCUAUAUCGUUUUGUCUUGCUUAUUCAUCCAUCUCCCGACAAUAUCCACAAACGAUGUCUUACCGUAAUGGUUCAUUCGUCGAAAGCUAAGAGAAUAGCACGAGAAAAGCGGCGCGAUAGUGACGAACAAAUGAAUGUCGUUAUAUUAAUAAGAAAAAAGAUAUAUAAAUAAAAGGAAUGGGAACGGACCGGAAUCGCGCAGACGCGCGUGCGAAUUUUCCACUUUCUGCGAGCUGCCUCUGCCCAACUUGCGUGCCUGAUCAACGUUACGUACUACUAUGUAAGGACAUAUAUAACAAAAACAAUUUAAAGAAAAAAACGAGUAUCUACAACGCGCGAGCUAUACCUGGUGCUUAUUCGGAAACGAUUUCACGGUUUGUGUGUCGAAACGUCAGCUUUAAUAUGAUAUUUAUAUGAAGAGAUGCAAACGAGAAAUGCAAAAAAUGAGUGAUGAACAUUACACGAGAGAUAUAAAGAAAAGAAGAUAAAAGUGCGAGAUAAAGUGUGCAACAAAAAUAGGAAGCGAAAAGUGCACGUAGUGGAACUUGCCUUUUUUCGUAGUAGAGGUACAUGACAUAUGAUAUGAAAAGUGAUCGCCAAGUGUUAAAACCAUAAAUAGAGACGCUUUCGUAAACGAACGAUUGAUUUAUUGGAAAAGCCUUGGAGUGCUAAUAUCGCGUACAUAUCAGAAAAUUCGAAACGAUGCUAGCCAAAAAUAAAAGGUUUUCGGAGACUCUGUUGGUAAGACAGCUUGACAGCAUUACCUUAUUUUCAUUAUCGAUUGCUGUGUAUAAUAGAAAUAUUUGUUUACGUUGUUAUACUAUUUUAUGACUAAUUAUGUACUAAAUAUGACUUCCACUGCGUUAUAAAUUUGCAUAGGCUUGCGUUAUUACAAGGUUUUGAACCUUUGCUUCAAAUUUUAUUAAGUUUAACGAUAUAACUUUCUGCGUGGAACGUAGAAACUGAAAAAAAAAUCAUGACAGUCGGUAAUGUUUUAAAUUGAAGUCGACAAAUUCGUGGGAAUUCAUAUUACUGACCGAGCCUCCUAAAGCACUGGUACGCCUGCCUCCAAGUGUUCGAACGUGCAACAUUGAGAAUUUUCACGAAUUGGGAGCUAAAAAGUGAGCUUACUCGCUUUAACGUCCAAAGAAUUAUAGACUUUAAGAGAUGCAUCGCUUUAAAACUGCGUAAACAAUGAGAA
Nasonia vitripennis (jewel wasp) is the source of this 13268-nucleotide messenger RNA. It is a transcript of the gene SK, whose product is annotated as small conductance calcium-activated potassium channel protein. Gene Ontology annotation, biological process: potassium ion transmembrane transport. The record is from RefSeq and is a predicted model, not a curated record. The transcript is spliced from 10 exons. The coding region runs from base 9273 to 11267 and encodes 664 amino acids. NCBI's taxonomy places the organism in Eukaryota, Metazoa, Arthropoda, Insecta, Hymenoptera, Pteromalidae. Gene Ontology annotation, cellular component: neuron projection; neuronal cell body; plasma membrane. Gene Ontology annotation, molecular function: small conductance calcium-activated potassium channel activity; calmodulin binding.